This is a messenger RNA of Penicillium brasilianum, 1200 nucleotides long. NCBI's taxonomy places the organism in Eukaryota, Fungi, Ascomycota, Eurotiomycetes, Eurotiales, Aspergillaceae. The record is from the annotation of a GenBank genome assembly.
AUGGCAAACGAUCAGACUACACCAUCCAAUUUGGCCCUCUGCGUUACUACCGACGACUUCGAGGCAGCCGCAAAGAGAGUUCUCCCAAAUAAAGCUUGGGUCUACGCCUCCAGCAGCGCAGCUUCGGGUCUAUCUCUCCAAUCCAAUCUAGAUGACUGGACACGAAUCAACUUUCGACCUCGCAUCAUGAGGAGUGUCAGUUCACUAAAUCCAACCCGGUCUAUCCUGGGUCAACCCGGCAGCCAACCAUUCUUCGUCUCGGCGAUGGGAACUCUGGGUAACGCACACCCAGGCGCAGAGCCCUUGCUGGUACGAGGAGCGACCCGAAAGGGCUUACAUACCGUGGUCAGCACGGCGACGAGCAAGCCCUUGGAGGAGAUUAUGAAGGCUCAUCUCGACGAGCAGCGUCAACUUGGAAAUCAAAGCCCAUCCAAGCUCGCGUUCCAGUUAUACGUCCCAGUGGAUCGGAAUCUAGCCCGAUCCCUGAUUCGCAGGGUCAAGGCUGCUGGGUAUCACAGUCUAUGGAUUACCGUAGAUACUUCUACGCUCGGUAAACGAACGGCAGAUCGAUACUUGCAAGCACAAGAAGCUCUAGAUCAAGGAACCAGUCAGACAGUCCGAGAAGCUGCGGCCGACAACGCCUUUGGCCCUGCAUUUGGAGGGCGUCCGGUGCCGGGAUAUCUGGAUCCUGGUCUCAAUUGGGAUGAUUUGGAGUGGAUCUCUGAGGAGUGGAAUGGGCCGAUCGUUCUGAAGGGGAUCCAGACCGUGGAAGAUGUCAAGUUGGCGGUCGAACGCGGCGUGCAAGGUGUACUACUGAGCAAUCAUGGUGGCCGGCAAAUUCACUCAGCUCCCAGUGCCCUGAUGACUCUGUUAGAGACUCGUACAUACUAUCCGGAAGCCUUCGACAAAUUGGAGAUCUUUGUCGAUGGGGGCCUUCGGGACGGUGCCGACGUUCUCAAGGCUUUGUGUCUCGGGGCAACGGCGGUGGGAGUGGGCAGGCCAUAUUUUUACGCCAUGGCAGCGUACGGUAUUGAAGGCGUGGAGAAGUGCACUGACGUUCUCGCCGAGGAGGUUGAGAUCACCAUGAAAAUGCUCGGGGUUUCCUCGCUCGACCAGCUACGACCGGAUAUGGUAAACGCCAGUCGAUUGUUGAAUGAGAUGUGGCGCCCAGAUAUCUGGUGGAACAAAUCCAAGCUUUAA